AUGAAAUCACAAGUGUGUGCGAAUAAACAAAGCGAAUCUUACUCUUGUCUCUUAUCAGACUCCUUAGUAGUAAGGGGAAAAGGGAAAUCAAAGCGCAGAGAUAACAAAGCGGCCAAAAACCGCAAAAGAAAAGAGCGGAGAAAUAUCAAAGACAAAAAGCGGUUUUGUAACGCCAUUGAGACACGCAAACAGUAUAUCAAAAACCUGUCAAAUGAACAACUGACAUAUGAGCAAAUUACUCUACUAUCGCGUGAUCUAUUUUAUUUUAUUUUAUUUUAUUAGCUUCGCCAAAAAUAAAAAACAAACAAACAAACAGACAAACAGAAAAAGUUUAUUCCUACACCCGUGACAAAAGAAAAUCUUAUCAGGCGCCAGCUU
Messenger RNA from Porites evermanni, 378 nucleotides. NCBI's taxonomy places the organism in Eukaryota, Metazoa, Cnidaria, Anthozoa, Scleractinia, Poritidae. The record is from the annotation of a GenBank genome assembly.